Messenger RNA from Rhododendron vialii, 1065 nucleotides. RefSeq names its product protein SWEETIE-like. Gene Ontology annotation, biological process: carbohydrate metabolic process. The record is from RefSeq and is a predicted model, not a curated record. Lineage: Eukaryota; Viridiplantae; Streptophyta; Magnoliopsida; Ericales; Ericaceae. Bases 14 to 490 code for a protein of 158 amino acids. The transcript has 4 exons.
UUUUCGUCUCAUAAUGCGGUUAGCUGUUGGGGAUAAAUCCUUCACAGUAAGAGUAGCUGCUGCAAGAUGUCUAAAGGCAUUUGCAAAUAUCGGAGGUCCAGGUUUAGGAGUUGCAGAGCUGGACAAUUCUGCUUCUUAUUAUGUGAAGGCCCUCGAGGAUCCUGUUUCAUCUGUUCGCGAUGCCUUUGCGGAAGCUUUGGGUGCAGUGCUUGCUCUUGGAAUGAAUCCUGAAGCACAGGUGCAAGCAAGGGGAAAAGGUCAAUUUACCCCUAAGAAACUUGAAGGGGGUUUGCAAUGGCACUUAGUGUUGCCCUUCAUAAAAGCAAGUGGUCCUCGGCUGAAAGACGUUAGUAUCGGCGUAACCUUGUCAUGGGUAUCUCUUUUGCUGGUAGAUUCUUAUAGGAAUCCACCUUCGCUUGUUCUUCUAAUUUUCCCAGCUUCCCAUUUUAUGGUAGUGGGAGUGGCCUUUUGGAGUUGGAUUUUCUAUUGAAAUGCAUAUGUAUACUAGCAUACGUACAUGUGUGUCGGUGGAGUUACUUUGAAAUGGUUGGUCAUGCUAAACUAUUCUAUUUGUCUAACAAGUUACUUGUGUUAUUUUCUGCACAACUUUCUACGUUUCUUUUGAGGUGUUUAACUGUUUCUUCUAUGUUUUGUUUUGUGCUUUCUGUUCUCCCCGGAUGAUAUGAUGAGUUUUUGGCUUGGCAAUUUAGGUUUUUGGGUUUAUGAUGCUUGUAAGCAUUGUUGAAUUUUUUGCUUCAACCAAGGUGUUUGGGAUUGUAAUAAGUUGGUCACAGAUCAAGUAUUGUAUAUCUUGCAUUCUUGUUUUUUCUUGAUAGCCUAGCAACAACUGCCAUAGAUUCCCCGUUUAUGAUUUCUUUGGUCUCUUAGAGAUUUUCACUUUGAAUUUCUUCCUUUCUCUUGCCAUGAUUUUGGAUAGACUUCCAUUAAUUUGGACCUUAACUUUCAGUAUGAUGCCGGGAAUUUGCUGUGGUAUAUAAUAUUGCGCUAUUAUUUUGGAGGAAGUUAAUUAAUUUCUGUCCAUGUUCCUCCAAGUUAUUUGUUAUG